AUGGAUGUAUCUGACCCUGAUCAGACCCCUUUUACAGCCGUGACGGCGCACACUUCACGGUUGACGAGACGAUACCAAGCUUAUCUUGAUGCCGUAACCCCUUACGCCGCCUACCGAUGGAUAGGAACCGGAGUUUUGCUUGCUAUCUUUUUCCUGAGAAUCAUCAUGGCACAAGGCUGGUAUAUCGUGGCAUAUACCCUUGGAAUCUAUCUCUUGAACCUCUUCCUGGCCUUUCUACAACCAAAGUUCGACCCAUCUCUCACUCAGGACGAGGGCCUGGAGGAAGGCGAAGACCAAAACACGCUCCCGACCAAACAGGACGACGAGUUCCGCCCGUUUAUCCGGCGACUCCCCGAGUUCAAAUUCUGGCAUUCGGCUACGAGGGCAAUUGCAAUCGGAUUCCUUUGUUCUUGGUCUGAAAUAUUCAAUAUUCCCGUCUUCUGGCCCGUUCUGGUGGUUUACUGGUUGUUACUUUUCAGUUUAACGAUGCGACGACAGAUCCAACAUAUGAUCAAGUACCGCUAUGUCCCUUUCACGUUCGGGAAGACUAGAUACGGCAGCAGCUGA
Molecule: messenger RNA, 567 nt
Organism: Paracoccidioides brasiliensis Pb18
Product: protein retrieval receptor
Exons: 4
Coding region: 1-567 (188 amino acids)
Biological process (GO): retrograde vesicle-mediated transport, Golgi to endoplasmic reticulum; protein retention in ER lumen
Cellular component (GO): Golgi membrane
Source: RefSeq, a predicted model, not a curated record